Messenger RNA from Penicillium paradoxum, 780 nucleotides. RefSeq lists its product as uncharacterized. The transcript is spliced from 2 exons. The record is from RefSeq and is a predicted model, not a curated record. Gene Ontology annotation, molecular function: guanyl-nucleotide exchange factor activity. Gene Ontology annotation, biological process: exocytosis. Gene Ontology annotation, cellular component: Golgi to plasma membrane transport vesicle; cell tip. Lineage: Eukaryota; Fungi; Ascomycota; Eurotiomycetes; Eurotiales; Aspergillaceae. The coding region runs from base 1 to 780 and encodes 259 amino acids.
AUGUCGACUACCACGCUCACUACCACCACGCUUGUCGGAUCCCCGGCCAUGAAGGGUAUCUCUAUAUCGGAACGACAAUGUCCCAUGUGCUGGGGCGAAGGACUCUCCCAAGAGAGUUCAGGCGCCCAUGAUCGAAUCCGGGAGUUGGAGGGGCAAGUGCAUGUAUUAACAGCGCGCGCUUCAGCAACAGCCUCCAAACUCACCGAGUACGAAGAUGAAAUCCGACGUCUCCGCUCCUCCCAGUCGCAAACCGCCUACGACACCCCAAGCAGUUCCUCCCUCGGAUCCCCUUCCCAAGCCAACCGGUCACGACCAACCUCCUCAGACUCCCAACCCCAAACCUACCAAAGCCGCCUCACAAACCUGGCCUCUCUCCUCCCGUACCGCCGCGGCAGUGCAACCCCCGCCAGUGCGCCCGCAACGUCCAGCGGGGCCCCACUGCCAAGUACUCCGACAGUCCCUACAAACCCCGUCAACCACCAACUCUCUCCAGCCAGCCACACUUCCGAGCUACAAGAAGCCCUCAUGCGCGAAAAAGCUCUGCGCAAAGCCGCCGAGACGCAGCUUUCGCAGGCGAGCACCGAGUUGGAAGAGUUGACGGUGCAGCUCUUCAGCCAGGCGAACGAGAUGGUCGCAGAAGAGAGGAAAGCCCGCGCUAAGCUCGAGGAGAGGGUUGCUGUGCUGGAGCGCAGGGAUCUGGAGAAGCGCAGCCGCCUGGAGAAGUUGGAGAAAGCUAUGGCGCGCGUGGAACGAGUGCGAACUUUGGUGAACCAUCAAUAA